CAGCUGAGCAGCUGUUACUCCUCUCCGCCGCAGAGGCACCGACACACAUGACAUACAACCAUCGAACAGAUAAGAACGUCGAGAUGCAGGCGAAGGAGACGAGUACAAGUAUGUCUCACCUCUUCUGUUCGGCCAUGAGAGACGACCAAGUCUUUGUGCGUGUGUGUCGUCUUGGAUCCAUCUUCGCUUGAUCCAGAAAACUCUUAUUUGUCUUAUCCAAUUGCAUGCGCUUCAUGGAACUAAGACACGGUGGGUGCGUCCUCCUGGCCUUGUUAUUCUCCUUCUUUAGCUCCUCCUGCGGCCGGACAUCGACUGAUGGAUCGGCGUCCCACUCGAUGGAUUCCCUGAUUCGAGAUCGUGCGUUUCACGAGCUGGUCCGGCGCCGCACCGGCGUGGCGUACCGCGUGCCCCUCCCGGCGAAUUUGUCGGCCAUGGAGGCUUCGGUUCUGCGGCUGAGGAGCAGCAGUCUGUGGAGGCGAGGAGCCAAUCUGUGCGCAUCCCACAUUCCUCCAGGAACACUUGCAGUGCCUCACGUCAGGCGAGUCGUGGUCGUGUACCAGAACUGGAGAGGCAUGUCGGCUUCGUACUUCGGCGUGCCGGGCUACGAACUUGCUGCUCCUGUCAUCGGCCUCUUCCUUUACGACGCAUCCGAUAACGCAAGCUCGGCAGAGCUCGAUCUCAGGGUGACGGAAGACCCAGUAUCCAUCAGAUUCCCAGUCGCUGCACCGGAUUCCUCGACGAGAUGUGCUAGGUUCGACCGAGAUGGGUCGGUGCAUCUCCAGAAUCCGGCAUCAACAGGCGAGUGCACGGCGAGGAGCACAGGGCACUUCACGAUCAUCGUGCCGUCAGGGAGCUCUUCAGGCCACGCUCCUGCAAGUAAAGAGAAGAAGUGGAGGGUUUUGGCCAUGGACAUCGUCGGGGGAAUGUUUGCCUUGGCUUUGGUGGUUCUGAUGGGAGUGGGUAUACGUAGACUGGUGAAGAAGAAGAGGACGAUGAAGCAGAUCGUGAGACAUGCGGAAGAGAAUGAUGCACUGGGAGCUGCCUGUGUUGGGAAGAGCAGGAUGCCAUCGGCAGCGAUGACUAGAACUCGGCCACGUAUGGAGAACGAAGAUGCACCCAUGACAUGAGAUGGAAAGGAGAGAUUGCUGGUGAAGUGUUCAUAGGCCAUUGUUUUGAUUCGAUUGGCUUUUCUUUCUUUAGAGUAGCAUGGGAUAUAAUUGAAGUUUUAAGUGUAGAGUUGAAUUCAGAUUGUG
Messenger RNA from Musa acuminata AAA Group (dessert banana), 1253 nucleotides. RefSeq lists its product as uncharacterized. Gene Ontology annotation, cellular component: membrane. The record is from RefSeq and is a predicted model, not a curated record. Bases 225 to 1127 code for a protein of 300 amino acids. Lineage: Eukaryota; Viridiplantae; Streptophyta; Magnoliopsida; Zingiberales; Musaceae. The transcript has a single exon.